This is a messenger RNA of Moneuplotes crassus, 3909 nucleotides long. NCBI's taxonomy places the organism in Eukaryota, Ciliophora, Spirotrichea, Euplotida, Euplotidae. The record is from the annotation of a GenBank genome assembly.
UUUUUCGAUAAAUAUGGAUAAAAAGAGGAAUUCAAUUAGGAAUGCUUCAAAUAAUGUCCUUGGAAUGUCAGAGCAGUCCUCAAGAACUGGUUCUAUUUCAAUGAACUGUAACUUAUUGAGAGUGCAAAAAUGAUGAAUCCAGAGAAAUCAAAGUCUGAAGCAUUGACUCCAAACUUUAUUCGUAAAAAUACAAACUUUCUGAGUGCUACAAAAGGUCCUUCUAUGAACACAAACGAGACCACUAGUGGAUUAACGCACAAACAUCGGUCAGCAAGAGAAGAAGAGAACCCUUACUGCCCAACAGGGAAGAGGCUAAGCAUGUACUCAAAUAUGAAUGUUGUUAAGCCAAAGAAGUCUGCUGCUAUUUUCGAUAUGAAGCAAAUAGAGGAAGCUAAAUAAAUUAUCUCUUAAAAGCAUAAAUGAAAAUAGUAGUAAAUCAGAUAGUUGGACUGGCUCAGAGAGUCAGAUGUCAAAAAGUAAAUUGCUAUUUAUCUUAUUUUGGCAAUUUAAAUACUUUUCACUUAGUUUUUAUUGAAAAUUUAGGAAACAACAAAUCAAAAGGCACUAUUUUAAAUUAUGAGAAAGAAGUCAUAUUUGAGUCUAAUGAAUCAAGUAGUGAAGAUGACAGAGAGGAUAAGAUUCAAGGAGAUAACAAGAAGAAUCUUUCAAUGAUGAAAAAUGAAAUAUCAUGGAUCUCUGAUACCUCUAGCAUUAGUGUUAAAAAGUCUUUGGUGGGCAAGAUUCCCAAUUUAGUACAAGAAGUUGGACCAAACCUGGAAAUAAUAAAAGAAAAAUCUAAGAAACCUCUACAUUCAAGAAAUAAUGAAUAUCUUGCUUCCGAAGAGGCAAUUUUCACAGAUUCUUAUGCUGAGACAUCAAGGCACUCUUUUAAAUCAAGCUUAACUGGUUCUACUAAAGAUCUAUUCAGCUCUUCUAAUAAAGGAAAAGAUACAAAGUUUACGAGAUUCCAAAGAGCAUGAGAAAGAUUGCUAGACAAAAUCUCAAUCCAAAUAUUCCUCACAAUAAUGACUCUAAUAGCACUUUAUGGAGACGAUCUGAGGUUCCAGUUCAACGACGACCUCGUAUUUGAUACACUUUUGCUACUAUGUUUUUGAGUAUUUCUCUGAGAACUUCUAUUUAGCUUAAUAGGCAUUAAAGGCUACUUAUUCAGCUUCUUCUUUUGGCUUGAUCUCAUCUCUUUAAUUUCACUGCUGACAGAUAUUUACUUCUUACUUGAACUACUUAACAUUGAUGAUCAAAUCCUGGGAAUAGCUACUGAUGCAACAGAAGUGGCUAGAGCUGGAAGAGCUUCAAGAGCAGGAACUAGAGCUGGAAGAGUUUUAAGGCUUCUCAGAGUGAUUAAACUUGUACGGAUUGCCAAAUUAUACAAUAAUACACUCAAGACUAGCCAGUCGAUUGCAAAGAAAGGAAGCUUAUCUCAAUUUUUCUCAAGAAAGAAGAGUAAGAUCACUCCAGAAAGAGUACAUUCUGAGUCAAGUCUGGGUUCAUUUGAGUCAAAUUCUAUCAAAAGCUGGAAAUUUAUGACUAAAAUCUCUGAUGAUGACAAAGAUUCUGAAAAUAACAUCUCGAACAGAAAUAUUGACAGCAAUAUAAAACCUAAUAUCAAGUUAUCACAGAUCAAUGAUAUGAUCAGGCAAAUCCAAACCAAUAAAGCUCCUGAAGAAAUCAAUAAUGAUAAUAAAUCUGAAAAGAAAAGCCAAGAAUAUGAAGUGUCAAAUUCAUAUGAAAGCAAGAAAGAAUGACUUUCUCCAAGAGCCAAUAUGAAUUUAUCCGUGAAUUUUGAGGAGAAGAUCACUCCAGCGUUUGAAAAGUCGACUUCUUCAAAAUAAUAAAUUCUCCUUUGGAGCUCCUCAUGAAAAGUCAUCCUCCAAUGGAGCUCAUAUAUCAAAGCACAAUAAUGAAUAUAAGAAAUUAGAAUCCUUUGAUGACGAGAAUUUUUCUAAAUUAUCUUCCGAAGUCAGUGAUGAAUAUGAAGGAGAUAAAAGAGAAUUAAUAAACAUCCUCUUACAGAUAGAAGAUGAUCAGGAUAUUAUUCUUCCAAAAGAAUCAAGAGUUAGUAAAAUUUUAACUCAGAGGACUACUAGAAGAGUUAUCAUAAUAAUUCUUUGCUUGCUCUUAAUUCUGCCUCUAUUUGAUUUGGCAACAUUUUAUUCACCUAGUCCAGCUCAGCAGUAUGGUACUAAGGUAAUUCAGGCUUUCAAAGCUGAAAACUUGGAAUACUCUGCUGUAUUUAAUCAUUUGAUAUCACAUUCUAAUAAUAAGGAGUUCCACAUUACAAACCUUGAACUCUGGAAUACUUCUGUCUCGCCGAAAACGCUAUAUUUGGAUUAUAACAGAUCAAUCACUAAUCUAAGAAUCUUGGAGAAGAAUAUCAAAGAAGGCCCUGGGUAUAUCGUUGAAUUCUCAAUGAAAGAGGAAAUAAAAUUCAUUGCUCUUUUGAAAUUAUUCAAAACUACAUUUGUAAUCAUUUUACUUAUUGUAGGUGCACUUCUCUUCUCAUCUGAUGCUCAUAAAUAUGUUCUGAGACCUUUGGAAUCCUUAGUGACCAAAAUAAAUAAGUUAGCAAAUGAUCCUUUUAAAGCACUUAAAUUAAAUCUGAUGAAAAAUUUCUUCCAAGAAUUCGAUGGUGAAACAAAGAAAACCAAAGUAGGAUGCUGGGGAAGAUUUUGGAACGGUAAAGAGGAUGAAGUCUAUGAAACAGAGAUACUUGACAAUACUAUCAUUAAGAUUUGAUCCCUUCUUGUACUUGGGUUUGGUGAGGCAGGGUGAUCUGUGAUUUCAACUUUGCUGAAAGAGGAUUUAAAAGAGUCACAGUUCCAUGAUCCAAGCUUAUCCCUCUGCCAGAUAAAGGGAAAUAAGACUCUUGCUAUCUUCUCAUUUUGAGAUGUCAGAAAUUUUACAGAUGUUACUGAAAUCCUUGAGGAGAAGGUAAUGGGGUUUGUCAACUCCAUCGCUAAAAUCGUUUACUCGAUAUCUUGUGAAUAUCUUGGAUAUCCAAACAAAAAUAUUGGAGAUGCCUUCCUCCUGGUAUUUAAGAUCCAAGAAUCAGAGAUCAUUAAGGACGAAGAUGGCAAUCUUAGUGUUGAUAAUUGAAAUCCAAAGAUCAAUAAUACUGCAGAAUUUGUUAUAAUUUCAGUCUUGAAGAUAAUCUACAGACUGAAUACAGAGGCAAGUAUCAGCAAGUAUAACAACUCUAAGAGGAUAAACAGGAAAAUCCCAAAUUAUAAGAUAAGACUAGGUUUCGGAAUACACUUUGGAUGGGCUAUCGAAGGAGCUAUUGGGUCUCAAUUCAAAAUUGAUGCAACUUAUCUUAGCCCUCAUGUAAAUUUAGCAAUGCAUCUGGAAAGUAUUACAAAGACAUAUGGGUGACCAGUUCUUCUUACUGGCAGUAUGUACAAUAUUUUAUCUAGUGAUGGCAAACAGCUAUGAAGAGGAAUUGACCAACUGUACGAUAGAAAGACAAAAACUGUUGUCAGGCUUUUCUGAAUUGAUAUCUCAGAAGGAAAUGAAACUCACAAUGGAAUGACAAAUACAAAAAUGUCAGGCACUCAUAGGAAAAAUCUAUUCUUUAAGAAGAUUAUUGAGAGGCAACUAAAUAUUGAGAAGAUUAGUGAUUCUAAUUACAGAGCAAGUAAUAUGUUUGAUUUUGAUCAAGAAAUAUCUUUUGUCAGAUUCUCUUGUAAAAUAAGUAGAAAAGCUCUCAGAUUAUAUAAGAAAGGACUAAAAUAUUAUAUCAAAGGAAAAUGGCAACAUUCAAAGUUCCUUUUAAGUCAAGUGUUGAAUCAUCAGAUAGAUGAUGGUCCUUCUCAAGCUCUUCUAAAAUUUAUGUCUUUAUCAAAUUUCGUUGCACCGAAGGAAUGGAGAGGAUGUAGAGACAUAAAGAUUUAA